Molecule: messenger RNA, 1726 nt
Organism: Zea mays
Lineage: Eukaryota; Viridiplantae; Streptophyta; Magnoliopsida; Poales; Poaceae
Exons: 7
Coding region: 192-1532 (446 amino acids)
Biological process (GO): DNA damage response
Cellular component (GO): nucleus
Molecular function (GO): metalloendopeptidase activity; single-stranded DNA binding; polyubiquitin modification-dependent protein binding
Source: RefSeq, a predicted model, not a curated record
UUUGCGUUUUUAUCGACAACUCUAAACUUCCAAGACGUGAUGAAAGGUGGUUGAUACAAACUACUCAAGUCUGCCAAUGGCUUAAAACACACUUUCACAACCUGUGUACCUGACUAACCCCGUGACGUCGGAGGGUGGAGGCUUUGCCUAAACCCUCGUUGCUGGCCCCUUAACCUCACCCUAACCCGGCCAUGGUGAGCUCGGAUCCGGACGGGAACGGAGGCGCGCCGGACGUCUCCGAGCUUUUCUGCCACUACAACUCCCUCUACUUCCGCGAUUCCCUCGGUUCGUGCGCUGUCUCAUGGACCGAGGACCCACUACCUGAUUGUGAUGUAAGCACAUGUGACUAUUAUCCGGGAGGUGGUGGCUGUAUAAUACUGCUUUCCAAAUCAUUAUGCGGGUCUCAUAAUGGAUCUGAUCUGAAGAAUGCUUUGCUUCAUGAGAUGAUUCAUGCCUAUAUUUGCAUCAAAGACAAUAACAGUAACCAUAGUGAUCAUGGUGCAAAAUUUCAGAAACUGAUGAAUACAAUCAAUUUGAGUUCUGUAGCUGAUCCCCAUCGACCAGUUGAUGGCUACAGCAUAACUCUGCUCCAUGAGAUCCAUAAGAAAUAUUAUCACUACAAAUGUCAAAGCUGUGCAGAUUUUAUCAAGUCAACCAAUAUGAGAGGACCUUCUGGUGAUGACUGCAUUGAGAGAAAAGGUGUAGAUGACCCAUGUCAUAAUUCUAACUGUCACUGGCAUAGACACAAGCAGCAGUGUUCGGGUAAUUAUUGUAGAGUUCAAGAAUCAUCACCAGGAGGUCCAGAACUAAAAUGUUUGGAAGCUGUAGAAGCAUUCAAUGAGGGCAAGGUUGAAGAACCUGCCUGUACAAGUUGGCACACCACACAUACAUCAAAUAAGAGCAGAAGAAGCAAUAAAAACGAGCGGGAAGAUGCCUCUGUGGAGUUCCUUCAUGUUGCACAUAAUGCAGUUGUCUGUUCAGGACUGGAUUCCUCUUCAAAAGACAGGUCCAAUAAGAAAAUCAAAAUUUCAAAGGAUGUUAACUCUGACCUUGGAAGGACAGAAACUGUUCAGGAAGCACCAAAACGCAGAAGAACAGCUGUACUAGAUAACCAAGAGUGCAGCAGACGGAAGAAAAGGAAACAAAGCAAUCGGUGUGGUUCCUAUUCGGUAAUAAUUGAAUGGUUGAAUUACUAUUGUCUUAGUGAGUCGGAUGAAGAUGAGGUGCCGUUGAUCAAUAAGCGAACAGAAAGAAGGCGCCGACAAAGAUUACAUGAAAUGUAUCUAGCCAGGGAAUCCAAUGAUGUUGAGUUUGGCAGCUCAACUUCUCAUAAGGUUGGUUCUUGCUCACUAGCUCCCAAGGACAAUAACAAAGGUGAAAGUGUGCCAGCUUCUCAACCUGAAGAAAGAUCCUGCUCAAGUCAUCCUGUGAGUAGCAACGGAGUUGCUGGAAAUCAAGCUGGUCAUGAACAUAUGUCUUCUCCAACGGAUUCACCAAUUAGAGGUGAAAUUGUAGACAUUUCAGAUGGUUGAGUGCAAGAGUUCCGCGUUAGUUCCUUGUAGCUGGAUCCUGGAUGAAAUAAUAUACAGUGUAAUGGCUAUAAAGACCCUGGGUUUUCCUAUGCACCUUCCAACUGCUAGACAUGCGCACACUGCCAAGCAGCCUUUGUACUGUUUUCCCCCCUUCAUCUAGCCUUUGUAUAUAAGCUUAUUUGUUCCUUUCUGCA